This is a messenger RNA of Microthlaspi erraticum, 717 nucleotides long. Lineage: Eukaryota; Viridiplantae; Streptophyta; Magnoliopsida; Brassicales; Brassicaceae. The record is from the annotation of a GenBank genome assembly.
AUGGAGACUAAAAGAAAGGAUGAGGCUUCGAUUAUCCAAGAAUCAUCCCUUACUUGCAUUGAUCUCACAAACUCUGAUCUUCAUCAAUCAGCUCUUUUGCUCAAACAGGCAUGUUUGGAUUGUGGAUUUUUCUACGUUACAAAUCACGGUAUAAGUGAAGAAGUGAUGAACAAUGCUUUUAAGCAGAGCAAAAAGUUCUUCGCUCUUCCUUUGGAGGAGAAGAUGAAAGUGUUGAAAAACGAAAAGCACCGAGGCUAUACACCGUUAUAUGAUCAAAUCCCUGAUCCUAAGAAUCAAGUCCAAGGGGAUCAGAAAGAGGGUUAUUACAUUGGAACCGAAGUUCCCAGAGAUGAUCCUCAAUGGGAUCAGCCAUUCUAUGGCCCCAACCUUUGGCCUAAUCCUGAUGUUUUGCCUGGGUGGCGUGAGACCAUGGAGAAAUAUCAUCAAGAAGCAUUGUCGGAUAACUCUGUACAAAAGAUUCAGAACUCUGGUUCCAUAGGGAAGUCAGAUCCAUCAAAAGGAAUAUAUGGAACUGGAGCACAUUCUGAUUACGGAAUGAUAACUCUCUUAGCAACUGAUGGUGUUAUGGGACUCCAGAUAUGCAAGGAUAGGAACGUUAAGCCUCAGAAGUGGGAAUAUGUACCGUCGAUUGAAGGAGCAAUUGUCGUGAAUAUUGGUGAUAUGAUGGAGCGCUGGAGCAAUGGCCUUUUCAAGUAA